Molecule: messenger RNA, 1629 nt
Organism: Impatiens glandulifera
Lineage: Eukaryota; Viridiplantae; Streptophyta; Magnoliopsida; Ericales; Balsaminaceae
Product: pectinesterase-like
Exons: 3
Coding region: 1-1629 (542 amino acids)
Biological process (GO): cell wall modification
Molecular function (GO): pectinesterase activity; pectinesterase inhibitor activity
Source: RefSeq, a predicted model, not a curated record
AUGAAGUACAAAGCCCGAUUUGUUGUAAAGGCUUUUGGACAGAAACAUAGCAUCGACUUUGAGGAGAUUUUCUUACCAAUGAUAAAGAUUGCUUCCAUUCGUACAUUGUUAGGUCUAGUAACUAGCUUAGAUCUUGAAAUUGAGCAACUUGAUAUAAAAACUACAUUUCUUCAUGCUUACUCAAAAUCUUGUACUCCAAGCCAAGACUUAUCUUGUUGGUGUCGCGAAUUGCCAUAUCCAGCGCAAUGUCUCUACCACCUCAGCCAAGAAAGCCGACUUAGUCCAUUUGUUAUAAACGGGGAACGCGAUUUCCUAAGAGUGACAUUGAAGGCAGCCCUAACCGAGGUUUUGAGAGUGCGCAAAAGUGUAGAAAAUGUACCUGAAAAAAUGGGUGCAUGGUUCGACUGUUCAAAUCUCUACGAUCUUGCCACCCUCCAGCUAAACAACACUCUAUACGUCUCCAACAAUCACACAGAUUCCGAUACACAAUCAUGGCUUAGCGCAGCCUCCACGAAUAUUCUCAUUUGUGAAAGAGAAAUUUCCCAGAUUAUCAAUCACAUUACCCCUCUAUCGAGAAACAACAUAACGGCUCUAAUAAGGAAUUCACUUACCAUUAACCAUGAAUGGUCGGAACAGGCGGUUGAUCACAAUAUCCGACAACAUAUUCCUAACAAGUUGGUUCUUGGAAACGAAAAGAAGUCGACAAAAAGGACGUCAAUAUUUUCCAAGGUAGAUAUUGUAGUGGCCAAGGACGGAACUGGUAACUAUAAAACCAUACAAGAGGCUAUCACUAAUUUGAGAAGAUGGAAACGGAAGGAUGACAUGAAAUAUGUCAUUUCUAUUAAAUCGGGAGUGUAUCAUGAGAAUAUUCUAAUCCCUAAGAAUCUUAAUAACGUCGUAAUGGUUGGAGACGGCAUAAAAAAAACUAUAAUUACUGGUGAACGCAGUGAACCAAAAGGUUUUAGUCUCAUCGGAUCUGCAACUUUCGCCGUACAAGGCUCGGGAUUCAUUGCGCAGGGCAUAACCUUUAGGAACACAGCUGGUCCGAAGGGUGGACAAGGAGUGGCAAUGGCUUCCUUUUCGGAUCACUCUGUUUUUUACCGAUGUAGCUUUGAGGGAUACCAAGAUACCCUUUAUGCAGCUUCCGGUAGACAAUUAUAUCGCGAAUGUUUCAUAAUAGGGACUGUGGAUUUCAUUUUUGGAAAUGCAGCAGCCGUGUUUCAAAAAUGUACCAUAAAGACAAUGAACCGAGCCUUAGCUGUGAUAACUGCUCAAAGUAGGGAGUUUACAUAUGAGAACACGGGUUUCUCGUUUCAAUACUCGUUGAUAAUCCCCUCAAACAACACAUUUUUGGGACGACCUUGGAGGAAUCAUGCUCGAGUUGCGUUUCUUCAGUCAUUUUUCAACAAACAAAUCAAUCCAGCAGGCUGGUUAAAAUUCGCCGGAUCUUCGGAUGUGAACAAUUUGUGUUAUAGAGAGUAUAAAAAUUUCGGCCCUGGAUCUUCAACUCGGAAAAGAGUAAAUUGGAAAAGCUAUAGGGUCAUGGGUGACAUAGAGGCUCAACAAUACACUGUUCCAAAGCUCAUAGAUGGUUGGUCAUGGCUUCCAGAUACCCUAGUGUUCGAAUGA